GGAUAGCAUUGUCUUUGUGAUCUGUGUAUAAAAAAAUACUAUUCAUUUGUUUUGGUGAAAAAAGAACGCUUUUAUGGUGUCGCUUCCAAAAUAGCAAUCUAUUUUCGUUUUUACUUUUAAAGGCUAUUAUCAUUAUUAGAAUGAGUUUGGAAAAAUGUGCAAUGUUUUGUGGUUGGACAAAUCUGGUCACGUGACUUUCUGAAAAUACUCUUUGAACAAAAUGGCGGCCGCGUCAGAAAUUUUGGGAAAGAAAGCAGACUCAGAAACAACGAUAGACAACAACAUUAAAACAGAAGGGAGCUCUAGCUGUGAUGAACUAACUAAUGGACAAGCGAAGGAUGAAAAUCCUCGUAAAAUCGUUUCAAAUAAUGAACAAAGUUCUAAUUUAAUUCGUUCGGACUCACCGCAGCUAAAAACUGGUUUCUUGAGAUCUUUCGUGGAAAAGAAGCAACAGCCUAGCUCUGAGUUUAAUUUAGAUACCCACGAUACUUUUGGAUCAAAAAGUGAGACUUCUGAGUGUUCUAAGACCAGUAAAAAUAGUACCAGAGAGCCAAGCCUUUGUAAAUGGAAUGAAUGUACAGCGCACAUCUCAUGCACAUCAGAUCUCUCGGAACAUGUCCAUCAAUCUCACGUUGAGCCGAUGGUUACGCAAGAUGUCUAUGUGUGUCUUUGGCAAGGAUGUAAGGUUUUCAAUAAACCUAGCUGUUCACAUUCUUGGCUUUCAAAGCAUAUGAACUCUCACACAGGGGAUAAACCCUGGAAGUGUGUUAUUGGCGGCUGUAGUUUGUCCUUUGCAUCUUGUGAGGGUCUCUCCCGCCACGUCUCUCAGCAUUUCAAUGAACCUAAGGUCCCAAAGAGGCCACGAGGGGAGAACAAACACUCUCCACACAAGGCGGGGAGGAAAAAAAAGAUGAAAGUUGUGCAGAGGAGACACAGACCUCCAGUUGCAGUCAAAGAAGAUUUUAUAGAUACCAAAAGUAUGGAAAGUAUAAAGAAGUCUCUGCCAAAGAUGAUGCCUGAGUCCCAUUGCCGCGUGGGUAUAAAUGGAUCAAAACUCACUCUUUACAGCAAGGUUAUGGGAAGAAGGACCCUUGAUAAGACGGAAAAGGUAGAAGUUUUACUACGAUGGCUUCCUGAAGAUAUAUUACAAGAUGAAUGGGUUUGUGUCAAGGAGCUUGAUGAAAACAAGUGCCGCUCAGUGUCAAUUUCGUCCUUACCCAAUCACGUGGUGUCUGACCUAGACCCCGCCUUUUAUAGACGACUCUCCCAUAGAAAAUCCCACAGAAAAUGAAGACUACCGUCCUUUUUUCACUUAGGAAGUGAGCGGAUAUGGAGAGCUAAGCGAAGUGAGGGGAUAUGGAGAGUUAAGCGAAGUGAGCGGAUAUGGAGAGUUAAGCGAAGUGAGCGGAUAUGGAGAGCUAAGCGAAGUGAGCGGAUAUGGAGAGCUAAGCGAAGUGAGGGGAUAUGGAGAGCUAAGCGAAGUGAGGGGAUAUGGAGAGCUAAGCGAAGUGAGCGGAUAUGGAGAGCUAAGCGAAGUGAGCGGAUAUGGAGAGCUAAGCGAAGUGAGCGGAUAUGGAGAGCUAAGCGAAGUGAGCGGAUAUGGAGAGUUAAGCGAAGUGAGCGAAUAUGGAGAGCUAAGCGAAGUGAGCGGAUAUGGAGAGCUAAGCGAAGACGUAGUGUGCCAUUGUGUCUAAAAUGGAGGGGUGGGUGCCUACUGCGGUCCUGAGACAUGAGAUGCUUACAGAGCUGUUAACCCUAUUCAGACCGGGCUUUUUGAGGUUUCCUCUAACCAGGCCUCUUUCGGCCCCCCGUCCGUAACUUUUGAACCAUUAGAGCUAAUAUGACCAAAUUUUCAAAGAAUCAUUAUCUGAC
Molecule: messenger RNA, 1872 nt
Organism: Nematostella vectensis (starlet sea anemone)
Lineage: Eukaryota; Metazoa; Cnidaria; Anthozoa; Actiniaria; Edwardsiidae
Product: zinc finger protein aebp2
Exons: 5
Coding region: 221-1291 (356 amino acids)
Biological process (GO): regulation of transcription by RNA polymerase II
Cellular component (GO): ESC/E(Z) complex
Source: RefSeq, a predicted model, not a curated record